Mitosporidium daphniae is the source of this 1680-nucleotide messenger RNA. RefSeq lists its product as uncharacterized. The transcript is spliced from 2 exons. The record is from RefSeq and is a predicted model, not a curated record. NCBI's taxonomy places the organism in Eukaryota, Fungi, Microsporidia. Gene Ontology annotation, biological process: transmembrane transport. Gene Ontology annotation, molecular function: transmembrane transporter activity. Bases 1 to 1680 code for a protein of 559 amino acids.
AUGCCAUCCUGUCCUGGAAGCAAAGGUAAAGCUACCAAGAAUCGAACUCGCAGAAUUGCCCGAUGGCUAAUUUUGAUUUUUUCCUGCUGGAUAAAUUUCGGCAACUUUUAUGUAUAUGAUAACCCGUCUUCGCUGAACCGCCAGUUGGAGGCGUGGCUAGGAAUUUCGGACGAAAUUUACGGGUUUCAGUUCAUGUUGUUCUAUUCAGUGUAUUCGAUUCCGAACAUCUCUCUCCCCUUUUUGAUUGGAGGUCUUUUAGAUAUUUACGGUACGAAUGCGCUGCUUCUUAUUCUUUCCGGGCUCGUAUGUCUUGGCCAGGGAAUAUUUGCCAUUGGUGGGCAGCUCAAAAUCCUACCCAUUAUGUUGGUAGGGAGAAUCGUGCUCGGAUUGGGCGGAGAAAGCCUAACCGUCGCCCAAGCUAGGCUGAUUACAUACUGGUUUUCCGGAAGCGAGCUUUGUUUUGCGAUUGGAAUCACCCUUGCCAUGUCACGUGCGGGGCUCGUCUUAAAUAACGUGCUCUCUCCCAUCAUUGAUGAUCUCACAUCACUGCCCACUGCCCUUUGGGCUGGCUUCGGGUUUUGUGCGGCUUGCGUAUGUACGAAUUGCCCCGGUGUGCAACGACCUCGCUUGCUGCUCUCCCGUGGCAAAAUCACCGAGCCCACUGAAACCGCUGGGCAUCAGAGAGCUCUUGACAUCUACUCCAGCCAUUGUCAAAACUUUUCAUCCGGCUUUUUUGUCCUGUGCGGCGCCUGCUUUGCCUUAAAUGGCUCGAUCACUCCAUUUAACAAUACUGCGUCAGACUUUCUGCAGCACAAGUGGUAUUCCGAAUCGCCUUCUACCGCCACCUGGGCAAUGUCUAUUCCAGAUGCCAUGGCUAUUUUUUUGAUUCCCAUUAUCGGCUACAUGAUCGAUCUUUAUGGGUUCAAAGUAGCCUAUCUUAUUGGGAGUGGUUUUGCGCUGGGGCUUGGUCACUUUCUACUGGCAGGAGAUAUCUCAUCCCCUGUGAUUCCGCUGAUAAUCAACGGGUUUGCUUCUUCGUCGGUUGUCGCUAUAUGGCCAUGUAUCCCAUAUCUGGUCCCUGAACUGUAUUGGGCCACGGCAUAUGGAAUCGUAACGGUGUGCAUCAAUGCGUCCUAUAUUUUUGUUCCCAUUUGCGUCGCUAUUCUGGAAAAUAUGGAUAGGUUUUAUGUAUCGGUAGAGCUUUUCUUCGCACUACAGUCGAUUCUUGGGGCAUUUCUGGCAAUUCUCUUUGAUUCUGCACGCAAGCUACCGCCGCCCUCUGCAACACAGUCCACACAGACUUUGGAAAAAAUGCCACGAGCACCAACAUUUUCGGGCCCUCCAGAGUCUUUCCUUGUCUCUCUGGAUGAUGGUGCCAAUAACGAUGGAACCGACGACGAAUCUGAGGGCGAGGAAUGGGGUGGAUACGAUGAGAGUGCUUGCAGCUUUGUUUCUGCACACUCUGCAUCCGGUGUAAUGGCCUCCAAAAUGCCGUCCUCCACACCAGCAUUGUUUCAUCGUCACCAGCUUCUGAGUGACGAGCCUUCUUCGUUUCGUGCUCCCCAGCCUCUCAGGCGCAUCCAUCACAUCAUUAGAUUCAGAGACGACUCCCAGAUUGAAGAAAGGGUAUGCCUCAACGGCAUCUCCCGGAAAAGAGGCAACUCUGUCCUCGGCACAUAG